CCUAGUUUGGGCAUGCAGCUGCGCACCAGACAUGUCCGUUCCAUGACCCAGUCCCAGCACGAUCCAUGUCAUGCCUUUGCCGUUUGCAAUCUUCGUCGUCAGAAUCAGAAGCAAACCCCCGAGCAAGCUACCGUCACUGUGUACACCAGAAGAAGCACCAGCAAGGCAACUGCGAGCGAGCUGCGUUACGUGCCCAGCAACAUGUCCCAGCACGGCGGCCUCGGGGACACGGCCCGGCGGUGGCGCGAGCUCCACGGCGGCGACAACAGCUGGACGGGGCUGCUGGACCCGCUGGACCUCGACCUGCGCCGCACCGUGCUCCGCUACGGCGAGAUGGCGCAGGCCACCUACGACGCCUUCAACUGCGAGCGCGCGUCGCCGCACGCGGGGCUCUCCCGCUUCGCCAGGGCGCGCUUCUUCGACCGGGCGCGGCUGCCGGCGCACGCCGCCGCGUACCGGGUCACCAGGUUCCUGUACGCCACGUCGUCGGUAGCCGUGCCGGCCGCCUUCAUGCUCUGGUCCGUGGCCGGGUCGCGCCGGCGGUGCAGGGAGUCUAACUGGAUCGGCUACGUCGCGGCGGCCACCGACGAGGGGAAAGCCGCGCUCGGGCGCCGCGACAUCGUCGUCGCGUGGCGCGGCACCGUGGAGGCGCUGGAGUGGGCCGACGCCCGACGACCUCGAGUUCCCCAUGGUGCCGACGGAAGGCCGCCUCGGGGACGGCGACGCCUGCGACGCCAUGGUGCACCGCGGCUGGCUGUCCAUGUACACCUCCGCCGACCCCGCGUCCAGCCACAACCAGGACAGCGCGCGGGACCAGGCGCUGGGCGAGGUGCGGAGGCUGGUGGACGCGUACAAGGACGAGGAGCUCAGCGUCACCGUGACGGGCCACAGCCUCGGCGCGGCGCUCGCCACGCUCAACGCGUUCGACAUCGCCGCCAACGGCUACAACGUGGCGGCGACGGCGACGGCCGCCUGCCCCGUGACCGCGUUCGCGUUCGCCAGCCCGCGCGUCGGCGGCGCUGGCUUCAGGAAGCGGUUCGACGCUGUCCCGGGGCUGCGGCUCCUCCGCGUCCGCAACGCCCGCGACGUCGUGCCCAAGUACCCGGCCGUGUUCUACCACGACGUCGGCGCGGAGCUCGCGGUCGACACGGGGGAGUCGCCGUACCUGAGGAGCCCCGGGCGCGAGCGGACCUGCCACAACCUCGAGGUGUACCUGCACGGCGUGGCGGGCACGCGAGGCGCGCGCGGAGGGUUCGAGCUCGCCGUGGCGCGUGACGUGGCGCUGGUGAACAAGGCGCACGACGCGCUGCGGGACGACCACGGGGUGCCGCCCGAGUGGUGGGUGCCGCUGAACAGGGGGAUGGUGGAGGGCGCCGACGGGCGCUGGAGCUUGAUGGACUGCGAGGAGGAAGAGGAUGACGAAGCGGAGUAGACGGCGAAGCCCAGUGGAACGAACUCUUGACAGCAUGCAUGCAGGCGGCGGACAUGGAUAGCUUUGUGUGUUUUCUGCAUGAUUAGAUGUGCAAAUGGCUUAUAUAUCAUUUGUGUUAAAAAAAACUAUAUGUCACUUAAGCACCUAAAAAUGAUUUUAGGUC
Zea mays is the source of this 1595-nucleotide messenger RNA. RefSeq lists its product as uncharacterized. The transcript has a single exon. Gene Ontology annotation, molecular function: glycerophospholipid phospholipase A1 activity. The record is from RefSeq and is marked provisional. NCBI's taxonomy places the organism in Eukaryota, Viridiplantae, Streptophyta, Magnoliopsida, Poales, Poaceae. The coding region runs from base 13 to 1275 and encodes 420 amino acids.